Molecule: messenger RNA, 1990 nt
Organism: Salarias fasciatus (jewelled blenny)
Lineage: Eukaryota; Metazoa; Chordata; Actinopteri; Blenniiformes; Blenniidae
Gene: ephx1
Product: epoxide hydrolase 1, microsomal (xenobiotic)
Biological process (GO): epoxide metabolic process
Molecular function (GO): epoxide hydrolase activity
Source: RefSeq, a predicted model, not a curated record
ACUCCAUUUCCCAUCAUGCCCCGGUCCUCCCCUCUGCUCCUGGUUCACGGCGCUUCGUGUGUUUGUGUCGGAGUGCCUGCAGAUCUCCAGAAGAGAGAAGCCCCGUCUGAGCCAGAGGAGUCCAGGUAGGAGAGCAGACCUCCUGGCCAUGUUCACCGAGCUGCUGCUGGGCCUGCUGCUGGCAGGUCUGAUCUGGUUCCUGGUCCAGAGGAGCAGGAAGCAGGUCCUGACCUCAGAGGAUGGCUGGUGGGGUCCCGGACCGCGGCCCACCGCGGAGGAGGACGACUCCAUCCGUCCCUUCACCAUCACCACCAGCGACGAGGAGCUGCAGGACCUCCACCGGAGGAUCGACCACACCCGCCCCGUCCCCUCUCUGGAGGACAGUCGCUUCACUUACGGCUUUAACUCCCAGUACCUGAGCACGGUCGUCUCGUACUGGAGGAACGACUUCGACUGGAGGAGACAGGUCCAGAAGCUGAACCAGUACCCCCACUACAAGACCACCAUCGAAGGCAUCGACGUCCACUACCUGCACGUCAAGCCGAAGACGUCGGAGGGGACUCGAACCGUGCCUCUGAUCAUGGUGCACGGCUGGCCGGGCUCCUUCUAUGAGUUCUACGGUUUGAUCCCGUUACUGACCGACCCGUCGGACAAAGACCACCUGGUGUUUGAGGUGGUGUGUCCCUCCAUCCCGGGGUACGGCUUCUCCGCCGCGCCGUGUAAGAAGGGCUUCGAUUCCGUCUGUGCCGCCCGCGUCUUCCUCAAGCUCAUGAGGCGUCUGGGCUUCCAGCAGUUCUACGCUCACGGAGGAGACUGGGGCUGGCUGGUCACCACCAACAUGGCUCAGCUGGACCCCAAGAAUGUCAAAGGCUUGCACGUGAACUUCGCCCCGCCCGCCAAACCGGGCCUGGCCAUGACCCUGUCCAUCCUGCUGGGCCGCCACUUCCCCAAGCUGUUCGGCUUCACCGCCAUGGACACGGAGCGCCUCUACCCCUGCCUGGACAAGCUGGUGCUGGAGUCCAUCAAGGAGACCGGCUACAUGCACAUCCAGGCCACCAAGCCCGACACCGUGGGUCGAGGGCUGAACGACUCCCCGGUGGGGCUGGCCGCCUACAUCCUGGAGAAGUUCUCCACCUGGACCAGCCGGGACUUCAGGAACCUGGAGGACGGAGGACUCACCAGGAAGUUCUCUCUGGACGACCUGCUGACCAACGUGAUGAUCUACUGGACGUCCGGCUGCAUCGUCUCCUCCAUGAGGUUCUACAAGGAGAACUUCGGUAAAGGUCUGGACCAGCCUCACGCCAGGAUCCCGGUCUACGUGCCCACGGGCUUCGCCUGCUUCCCCAACGAGCUGAUGCACUCGCCCCGGCUGUGGGUGCAGCAGAAGUACCGGCGGCUGCUCCGCUUCUCGCCCAUGGCCCGGGGAGGACACUUCGCCGCCAUGAGGAGCCGCGGCUCAUGGCCGAGGGACAUCCAGGCGUUCGUCAGGAUGGUGGAGAAGAAGUAGAGCAGAGGCCGACUGUUAGAGAGACGCACCGAUCUCUGCAGGAGCUGAGAAACAUCAGUAUUUUACUCUGUUUAGUGCAAAGAGGUCUGACCACAUUCUUAUCUUCCUUUAUCAUCAUUCUUCACUUGACCUCCAUCUGUUCCACUGUAACCCUUCUUCCUCCUGUCAAGAGGCCCGUCAGUAGAGCAGUAGUAAAGACUGUGACUGGAGCACUUCCUGGUUCAGGAGGCUGAGCUGAUCCCUCCCGGAGCGGAGUGAGGAGUGUGUGUGGUGUGUUUGGGUUUUUGUACAUUCCACUGCUGAAAAUUGUCCAGGUCUUUUAAAAAACAUGAAGUAUUAAAGGUUUCUCAUAAUGUGCUCCACUGUUUAAUGUUCUUGCUUUAGCGGCUGUACGGUAACAUCAAACACUAAAUGUCUUCUGCUGAGGCCUUUCCUGAACUGACGUCUGAUGGGGGAAAGUGAACUCAAAUACAAAUAAAAAGC